AUGACGACCCCUCGAUUCGAUCCCAGAUUCACCGAAAAUGUCAUCAAUGCCAUGGGACCGAAUACCUCUCCACGGAUUCGACAGGUGAUGGGGAGUCUCAUCCGCCACGUUCAUGACUUUGCGCGGGAAAACGAACUCACGGUCGACGAGUGGAUGGCGGGCGUAAAGCUACUCAACUGGGCUGGUCAGAUGAGCGAUGAUAAGCGAAAUGAGGGCCAACUCGUGUGUGACGUGCUCGGAUUAGAAUCAUUGGUCGAUGAAAUCACUUUCACUCUCGCCGGAGAAGCCAAAGAUGCGCCUACCGCGACGGCCAUUCUCGGCCCAUUCUUCCGUGCCGAUACUCCCUAUCGUCCAAAUGGCACCGACAUCGUCCUCACCAAGCCUAAAGGGGGCGGAGAGAUGGUCUUUAUGCAUGGCCACGUCAUUGAUUUCAGGACAAAGAAGCCACUUGCCGGCGCUGAUGUGGAAGUCUGGCAGGCUUCGACGAAUGGGCUUUAUGAGCAGCAAGAUCCCGAACAAGCUGAGCAUAACCUGCGUGGUAAAUUCAAGACGGACGAGGAAGGUCGCUAUUACUUUUAUUGUUUACGGCCCACGCCGUAUCCUAUUCCGAACGACGGGCCCAGUGGCAAGUUGUUGACUUUGAUGGAUCGUCAUCCAUUCCGUCCAGCUCAUAUUCAUAUCCUUGCUACAAAGGAAGGCUACCGCCCCUUGACCACGCAAAUAUUUGAUCGCCAAGACAAAUAUCUGGACAAUGACUCUGUAUUUGCGGUCAAGGACUCGUUGAUUGUGGACUUUGUUCCUCUCAAAAAUGACCCUCACGCGAGUCUAGAGCUCGAGUACGACGUAAAGCUUGUUGCUGAUGCCGUUUCUAAUGAUGUAUAA
Messenger RNA from Penicillium oxalicum, 882 nucleotides. RefSeq names its product intradiol ring-cleavage dioxygenase. Gene Ontology annotation, molecular function: catechol 1,2-dioxygenase activity; ferric iron binding. The record is from RefSeq and is a predicted model, not a curated record. Gene Ontology annotation, biological process: catechol-containing compound metabolic process. The transcript has 4 exons. Lineage: Eukaryota; Fungi; Ascomycota; Eurotiomycetes; Eurotiales; Aspergillaceae. The coding region runs from base 1 to 882 and encodes 293 amino acids.